Soboliphyme baturini is the source of this 228-nucleotide messenger RNA. NCBI's taxonomy places the organism in Eukaryota, Metazoa, Nematoda, Enoplea, Dioctophymatida, Soboliphymatidae. The record is from the annotation of a GenBank genome assembly.
AUGGCCACUCGUUACCGCACUGACAGAAAGAUGAACGUGUUUUCGCUCAUUGAAAUUGUGGAGAAGGGGGGGGGGCACGCGGAACCGAGGGAAAUCAAUAUCUCGAAGACGAUUGGACCCGAUCGACCUGCUGUCCGCGAGCGCUCCUGUCAGCUGCUGGCAAACAAGAGCGAACAGAUGCCGUUGAAAAGCACUGGCUGUCAACCGUUCUACACGCCGCCUUUCUAA